Molecule: messenger RNA, 1219 nt
Organism: Archocentrus centrarchus (flier cichlid)
Lineage: Eukaryota; Metazoa; Chordata; Actinopteri; Cichliformes; Cichlidae
Gene: lage3
Product: L antigen family member 3
Exons: 3
Coding region: 54-329 (91 amino acids)
Cellular component (GO): EKC/KEOPS complex
Source: RefSeq, a predicted model, not a curated record
UCUCAAAGGAAACGUUUCCGUUUCCGGUUCACUCGCUUAACUUCAACACAACAAUGGCGACGGAUGGAACAGGCAAGCUGGAGUUCUCUCUGGAAGUUCCCUUUCCAUCAUCCCAUGAGGCUACCAUUGCUUUGCGGUCCCUGUCUCCGGACCGAGAGCCCCGGAAAGGUGGCAUAAGCAAAGUGAUUACAGUGUCUGGGAGCACACUCUCCGUGAGGUGGAGUGCUGAUGAAGCCCGAAUCCUUCGGGUGUCGGUGAACUCGUUUCUGGAUCAUCUGUCACUUGUCAUGGAGACCAUGGACAUGUUUGGUCCACCUGUUGCCAUGUGAUUCAUCACGAGUGAUUUGGGACUCUCUUUUUUGAUCCUUUCACUGGCCUAUGGCGUUUUUGAUCCUCGGACCUAACUCAGGUGCUACAAACUGGAACUGUGAAGGUUGAUUAAAUAAGCUUAAACAACCGUCACCCCAGAUAGCUCCACUUCAACCAGGUUUCACUGUGUACAGAGGGGGCAAGCUUUCAGUUAAAGAACCUCUACAGCUGUGCUUUGAAACAUAUUCACAUACAAGUUAUUGGAUGGGAUUUAGAGCAAAGGAAUUCUUUUCAAAAAUACAAAAUGUAUGAUUUUACAAAUAUUUAGAAAUUGUACCCAAUAGAAAUAAAAUGUAGCCUAUGGUAAAGUCUAGUCUUAGAGUGGAUUGUUGAUAUUCUUAUGUUGUAGUGUUACAUUAUAUCCACUGAAGAUAAGAGCACAACAUUGAUCAUGUUGUUAAAAUGUUGUCCUUGGUUCCUGAAACUCACGAGGACUAGUGCACUGCCCACUGGGAAGUGUAACAUCUGUUUUUGUAGCUACAAUUCUCAGAUGUUCCUGAACUGUUCCUCACAGGCAAUGAUAAAUUUACUGUUUUGAAAGUGGACAGCUAGAAGGAUACUCUCAUUGAACGUGUGUUCAUAUAAAGCUUUCUCAUCCAAACAGCAUGAGUGAGUGACAGGAAACCGAGACUAAAUUCAAUGAAUUAAAAAAAGCUGUGUCCAGUGAUCUGUCAGGUUUGAGCUCUAGAUCAUCAGAUUGAUAGAAUUUUGUAAAAAUUUGAACUUUUUGGCUCAUUUUUUCACAGCUGUUCAAAGGUCCCUUUGGGGUACAGAUUUGGUUUUACUGUUUUAAGUUAUUUUUAGGCGCUAUAAGUUGUGAUGGAUAUAUUUUAUACUAAAAGGCUUGGAA